UAAACAAGACAACAACAACCAAUCCAAGUCCAACAUCAGGCUCAACUCCAACCGGAGCACCCAUGAGACCAAUAACCAGUCCAGAAACAACUCAAACUUCCACACCAACAACCAAAGUCACAACAACAACCGCCAGUCCAUGUGCAACACCAGACUCAAACGUAACCACAACAGCUACAACAACAACCCUGGUUCCAAGUCCAACACCAAGCUCAACAACAUCUGCAGCACCCACAAGCCCAACAAACAGUCCAGAAACAGCACAAGCUUCCAAACCAACCACCAAAAUCACGACAACAACCGCCAGUCCAUGUGCAACACCAGACUCAAACGUAACCACAACAGCUACAACAACAACGCCGGGUCCAAAUGCAACACUAAGCUCAACAACAUCCCCACUAACCAAGACAACAACAACCAAUCCAAGUCCAACAUCAGGCUCAACUCCAACCAGAGAACCCAUGAGACCAAUAACAAGUCCAGAAACAACUCAAAGUUCAACACCAACCACCAAAGUCAUGGCAACAACCGCCAGUUCAUGUGCAACACCAGACUCAAACAUAAGCACAACAGCUACAACAACAACCCUGGUUCCAAGUCCAACACCAAGCUCAACAACAUCUGCAGCACCCACAAGCCCAACAACCAGUCCAGAAACAACACAAGCUUCCAAACCAGCCACCAAAGUCACGACAACAACCGCCAGUCCAUGUGCAACCGCAGUUUCGACAACAACCGCCAGUCCAUGUGCACCCGCAGUUUCAACAACAACCACAAUCCCAAGUACAACAGUAAGAUCAACACCAAUUGCUGAAGUCACGACAACAACCGCCAGUCCAUGUGCAACACCAGACUCAAACGUAACCACAACAGCUACAACAACAACCACCAGCCCAAGUACAACAAGAGGCUCAACAACAAUUUCAGUAGCCACAGCAACAACUGCCAGUCCAAGUCUAACACCAGAUUCAAACGCAACCACAACAGCUGCAACAAUAACCCCAGGUCCAAGUGCAACACCAAGCUCAACAACUAGUUCAAAUCCAACACCACAGUCAACAACAUCCGAAGCAACUAAGACAACAACAACCAGUCCAAGUUCAACAUCAGGCUCAACAACAACCACGGGUCCAAGUGCUCCACGAGACUUAACAGCAACCACAGCAAUUUCAACAAGACCCUUCGGUUCAAAUACCACAUCAAGCUCAACAACAACCAUGCCAGCCGUGACAACAACCACCGGGCCAAGUUUAACACCAAAACCAACGAAUUUCCAAUAUGCAAAGUCCGUCACGACAACACGAUGGGUGACGUUCCGAUCGGCGGGAGAGCAAUUCACCUGGGACCUGUCAAAUUCAUCUUCAGCAGAAUUUAGCAUUCGAGCCAACACAAUCCAGACAACGCUUGAACCAUUUUUCAAGAAUGCAUUUCCUUCAUGCACCUUGGAUGUGGUUUCAUUCAGUUUUGGCUCCGUCAUCAACAACAUGGACUUGAACUUUCCAUCCAGCUGGGUGCCCAACCACAGCGCCAUCGCAGAUGUUUUGAAGGACGCCGCAUCCCACAUCACAGCUUUUGACGUGGACACCUCAUAUAUUUUUGUGGAUGGCACAAAUUUUUCAAGUAAAGCGAGUCACAACACAAACUUGAUCAACGCUUCCUACCUGGUGCUGUUGUCAUUGUUACUGAUUCAGCAAUAAGUGCAUGGGAAAAUAUGCCAAUAUGAUGCACUUUUUUUAGUAUCAAGAUGAUCAAAAUCAUGCGAGGUAACAUUACAGGCUCUAUUUUCGUGCUUGGACAAUGAGGGAUUGUCCCACGUUGUUGUCAUAUUUAUGAAGGAAAUAGGAUCACAUGCACUACACAUGUCCGCGGAGCACUGAAUCUGUUUUCUUACGCUCUGAUCAAAUUCACAAAAAUCAACUAAACAUAAUAUUCUAUUAAAAAUAAAUGAAAUGUAUCCAUG
Molecule: messenger RNA, 1960 nt
Organism: Hippocampus zosterae (dwarf seahorse)
Lineage: Eukaryota; Metazoa; Chordata; Actinopteri; Syngnathiformes; Syngnathidae
Product: mucin-2
Exons: 6
Coding region: 63-1697 (544 amino acids)
Source: RefSeq, a predicted model, not a curated record